AAAAUGUGAGACAUCAACCUUGAACUACUAUCAUAGGGGAAUCACAGCACGCGCGUGAUCGAUUCUUCAAGUGUCUGGAUUUGAAUUUUCCUUACCUAUCAGCAAAAGUUGUGAAAGGCAUGCACUGUACUUCCUCGCAGGUCAUAUUGAGUGAGAAGAAAAAUUGAAAAUUUUUCAACAUGACGCAUCGAUAUUAUUAUUAUUAUCAGAGAAUUUUCAAUAUGCAAAGAAGAUUUCUGAAUGAAAAUCGAUUAAAUGAGAAAUUUAUUCAAAGUGAAAAAAGAAUGAAGGAACAAUUGGAAAUAGAAAAAGUCAUUUUAAAAAACACGGAAAUCACACAAGCCCAUUUGACACCUGAAUUAAAAUUGCACCUGUUGACAACGAACUGUCCUCUAUACCAUGCAACAACUGAAACAACCCAAUCAACAAAUGCAAAUAGUGCCAUGGAAAAAAUAUUCUUUCAAGAUCCAUUUUGGUCCAUAUACUGGCCGGGAGGACAAGUUUUAACGAGAUUCAUUUUAGAUAAGGGAAUAAAACUUUUGUCCAAUGACAAUAACGACAAAUCCAACUUGCGCGUUUUAGAUCUUGGUAGCGGAUGUGGAGCUUCAGCUAUUGCCGCAAAACUUGUCGGAGCUCGACAAGUUCUUGCAAACGACAUCGACCCAGUCGCCUGCGUAGCGAUACUAAUGAACGCCAAAUUGAACAACGUGGACCUACGAGUUUCCAAGGAAAACCUAAUUGAGAGAAAACUAAACGAGCAGCUCUUCAAUGUAAUUCUCAUAGGAGACUUGUUGUACGACGAGAAAAUUGCCGAGAAACUCAUUCCGUGGCUCGAAAGGUCAUUGAAAGUUGGAUCACAAAUUUAUUUAGGAGAUCCAGGAAGACAUCCUCUCACGGAAGAUUUAAAGAAAAGAAUGUCACCAAUUUGUAAAUACGCUCUACCAGAAAAUGUCAAAAGGGAAAAUUAUGGAUUCGACACAGCCACCGUUUGGCGUUUCAUUUCGUGAUAAUUGAAAAAAAAAAAAUGAAAAAAAAAAAAAAUGAAAAAAAAAAAUUUUUUCCAUGUCAAAAUUCAUAUGACGAUCUCUAUUCAUAGAAUCAUACUCUGUCAAUGCCAUCCUGACAUAGGGUACACGGGACGCUUAAGUUAUUGACUUAUUCUCGCGCGCCUCAAUUUCACCGAAUUUACUUUAUCGACAGUCGCUCCUAUGAUUGACUAUCGAAUUCAUUGCAUCUGCAUUUGAAUACCAAUGAAAUAUAUUUUACAUGUAUAUAUAUGUAAUUUUUCUUCUCUAAAUUUUGACUUUUAUUAAUCAUAUUUUUCGACUAACCCUAUUCAGAGGAGACGAUAUUUUUUUUCACCUUUUACAAAUAACUAACGAAAUUUUUUUUACAUUGAGAGAAACAUUAUUUUUAUCCAUUAGACUGAGAAUCAAAAAUUUUUUUUUCUAAUCAAUAACAAACUUUUUCUUCCACUAUAAAAUUUUUUACGAUUUUAAAAAUUUUUAUCGAUAAAAUUGCUUUUCACAUACUUAUUUCAGUUUAAAAAAAAAAUUUAAAUCCCUUUGUCUGACUUACAUUGUCUUUUACUACCGAAUAUUAAACUGUCAAGAACUAAAAAAAAAAAGUUCUGUCUGACCGGAUUUUACUACUCAAGAUAAAAUCUCAACAAUUUGGAAUGUCAUUUUUCUUAAAUCUCUUGUUUGAUAAAAACUGUCCUUUUCUACUAAUAUGUAUAAAAUAUUUUACGAUUUUAAAAAAAGUUCUGUCUGACUAAAAUUACUUUUACUCAUAUUU
This is a messenger RNA of Leptopilina boulardi, 1797 nucleotides long. Its product is annotated as electron transfer flavoprotein beta subunit lysine methyltransferase-like. Bases 180 to 1007 code for a protein of 275 amino acids. NCBI's taxonomy places the organism in Eukaryota, Metazoa, Arthropoda, Insecta, Hymenoptera, Figitidae. Gene Ontology annotation, molecular function: protein-lysine N-methyltransferase activity. The transcript is spliced from 3 exons. The record is from RefSeq and is a predicted model, not a curated record. Gene Ontology annotation, biological process: peptidyl-lysine trimethylation. Gene Ontology annotation, cellular component: mitochondrial matrix.